This is a messenger RNA of Pochonia chlamydosporia 170, 879 nucleotides long. Its product is annotated as proteasome subunit alpha 3. Gene Ontology annotation, cellular component: nucleus; proteasome core complex, alpha-subunit complex; proteasome core complex. The record is from RefSeq and is a predicted model, not a curated record. Lineage: Eukaryota; Fungi; Ascomycota; Sordariomycetes; Hypocreales; Clavicipitaceae. Gene Ontology annotation, biological process: ubiquitin-dependent protein catabolic process. The coding region runs from base 1 to 879 and encodes 292 amino acids. The transcript has 3 exons.
AUGACAUCGAUAGGAACGGGCUACGACCUUCUCAACUCCAUCUUCUCACCAGAUGGUCGUAACUUCCAGGUAGAAUAUGCAGUCAAAGCCGUCGAGAACGGAGGCACCUCCAUCGGCAUUCGAUGCAAGGAUGGUGUCGUCUUGGCAGUUGAGAAGGUGGUGACAUCAAAGCUGCUAAAGCCAGGUGCAAACAAGCGCAUUGCUACUGUUGACAGCCACAUUGGAGUCGUCUACUCAGGAAUGGUCCCCGACGGCAGACACUUCAUCGACCGUGCCCGCGACGAAUCCCAAAGCUGGCGCCAAAACUUCAAAACUCCGAUCCCCACCUCCGACCUUGCCUCUAGAAUGGGCGGCUACCUCCAGGCAUACACCAUGUACGGCUCCGUCCGACCAUUCGGCAUCAGCGCCAUCGUCGGCGGCGUCGACACUUCGGAGGAAACCCCCGUUGACGGAGAAGUUGGCUCUGGUCCCAAGUGCGGCGCUGGCGGCAAGGUCCCCGGCAAGCAUGGCGGCCCCUUUCUAUACAUGAUUGAGCCCAGCGGUCUGUAUUGGGGCUACUAUGGCGCUGCUACUGGCAAGGGUCGUCAGGCGGCCAAGGCGGAGCUUGAGAAGCUGGACCUGCAGUCGGGCAAUAUGACCAUGGAGGAGGCUGUCAAGCAGGCCGCGCGUAUUAUCUACAUUGCGCAGAAGGAUAACAAGGACAAGGAUUUUGAGUUGGAAAUGACUUGGAUUAGCGGCGUGGAUGGCCCGACCAAGGGUCGUCAUGUUGAGGUUCCGAAGGAGUUGAGAGAGGAGGCUGAGAGAUUAGCAAAGGCAGAAGAUGACUCGGAUGACGAUGACGAGAACGACAAGAAGGACGAUGAUAAGAUGGAGGAAUAG